UUUUGUGGGGUUGUUUUUGUUGAUUUUUUUGUUGCUAAUUGUUUUAAAGUUCUGCUUUAUUCCCAUUCCUUAAACAAGACCCAUCCAAAUUCUGGACAGGAAUAUGGAAAUAUGGAAGCCCAGAUGUGGAAUAUGGAAACUGCUGAGCUGAUUUAGUUUAAAGGAACUCCAGCUGAAGGGAUUUUUUUUUUUUUCCCCCCCAAGGUGGUGGAUGUAGGAAUGUUGAGUUCUAGGUGUGUCUCACUUCCCAAGGAAAGGAAAUGCCACCUUCCAGCCUGGGAAUUCCUUGUGAUUUGUGUUUGAAUGCCUUUGCUCAGCCAAGCCAUGGCCCUUCAUUACCACCCACUGAAGUGUUGCCUCCUGCAAACCCAAGAAUUCGGCCUUGAAAUUUAAUCUAAAACUCCCAAAAGAGAAAACACUCAGAAGAAUGUGUCUCCUUGAAACCUCCCCACGAAGGAGCUCCAGGAAGUUUUAGAAUUAGAUUCCGAGGAACCUGCAUGACACAAAGUCUGUUUUUGAAGGUGCUAAAGGUCAGGAGUGAAUAAUCCCACAGAUAUGGAAGAAGGGAAGGAAACCCUGCACUUAACUCCUGUUUUUAUUCCCUUUAUCAAGCAGUCAAAAAACAAUAACACCUGUGAGAACCCAACUUUUCCUCUCUUUAUUUUAGAUUUGGGAAAAUUCCUUGCCAAAAAAAAAAAAAAGUGUCCUGGAAAAUUCACUAGUGUUUGUGAGAAGGGAACUGGAUGUCUGGGAAGAUCAAAGUCUGUGCUGAAGUUGUCCAGGGUUACUUUUAAAAAGAAGAUUUCACUGCUAAGCCAGUAGAAGACUUUGAGUCCCAGAAAAGUGAAGCCAGUUCUUGCCAAGGCUGGAGGAAGACCCUGAGAUCAAACCCUGAGAGCUUAUUCCAAGAGUUUAUCCAUUAUGUCCAACCAGGGAGACGACUGCUACUUCUACUUCUAUUCCACGUGCAACAAGGGAGACAGCUGUGCCUUCCGCCACUGUGAGGCAGCUCUGGGAAGUGAGACCGUCUGCACCCUCUGGCAGGAGGGUCGUUGUUUCAGGAAUGUCUGCAGGUUCAGACACAUGGAAAUCGAUAAAAAGCGGAGCGAGAUCGCCUGUUACUGGGAGAACCAGCCCGGGGGCUGCCAGAAGUACAACUGUGCUUUCCACCACACCAAAGGCCGUUAUGUCGAUGGGCUCUUCCUGCCCCCAAGCAAAACCACACUCCCCAGCCCACCUGAGUCUGCAGAAGAUGAUGUGAAAAUGGCUCAGAUGUCGCUGCAGCAAAACAAACUCUCUGUGCAGUCCAACCCCUCCCCACAGCUGAGGGGGGUGAUGAAAGUGGAGAACUCAGAAAAUGUCCCGAGUCCUACACACCCUCCAGUUGUCAUCAAUGCUGCAGAUGAUGAUGAAGAUGAUGAUGACCAGCUUUCUGAAGAAGGAGAAGAAACUAAAACACCUGUCCAACAGCCAGCCACAGAAGCCCAUAAUGGAUUGAGGCUGAUUUCCACUAGGAAAUCCAAUGCUAAUACAAAGCCAGAUGACAAUUUAAAUUUCGGAAUAAAAACACUCGAAGAAAUCAAAUUGAAGAAACUAAAGGAAAAAGCCAAAAAACAAGGUGAAGGUCCCUCAGGAGUUGCUGUUGAUCCGCUCCAAGCUCGGACAAUUCCUGUGCCAGAGAAGGAAAACGUAAGGACAGUGCUGAGAACUGUCACUCUGUCCUCAAAGGAAGGAGAGGAUCCUGUGAUCCAGCUGAAUCUUCCUGACAGACUGGGAAAACGGAAAACUCUCGUAGCUGGGAAAACCUUCCUUCCUCUGCGGCGUAACGUUGCUGACAGGCUGGGCAGGAAGACAGAGAUGCUGGAGAAUGCUGAGAAGGCCCCCAGGAGAGGCACAGUUCAAGUGCUGAAGUCCCUGAAGGAGAGGCUGGGACAGCCCCCUGAACAGAGCAGUACAGAGACAGAGAAGGCUGCCAAGCCCAUGGAGGAGAUCCGGGUGAAGACCCUGGAGGAGAUUCGCCUGGAGAGGGCAAAGCAGAGGCGGGGGGAGCCCCCGGGCAAAGCCCCCGGCGAGGGCCGCAGGGCAGAGGAGCCCGGCACGGGGACCAGACCUUCCCCCCCUGUGCGCAUCAAAUCCCUCUCGGGAGCCCUGGCUGAGAAGAACCACAAGAGGCUGGAGGAAGAGAAGGAAAAGCCGGAGGAGUUCCCUGCCAAGCCGAAAGCUGAGGGAGAGCCCAGGAGGAGCGUUGCUGCUCCAGCCGUGCCCGGCAGGGUGCAGCUGGCAGAGCCCGGCAGAGCCAAACCAGCGGGAGAGGUGCGGAUCAAAACCUUGGAGGAGAUCAAGAGGGAGAAAGCUCUGAGGAUGCAGCAGAGUGGGGAGAACGUGCCGGCUCCUCCUGCACAGCCCGAGCCUGCCCUCAGAGGGAGGAAACUCCUGCGGGUCACCAAGCUCAUAGCACCUGGAAGAGAAGAAAAAAUGAUAGUGGAAUUGAACAAACCUUCUCCAAAAACUGUCUCUGCAGCUGCAGAGUCCUCUGGUCAGAGUGCAGCUAAUUCCACAGUCCAGGUGAAGAGCCUGGAGGAGAUCAUGUGGGAGAAGCGGCAGCUGAAGCAGCGCCAGGAGAAGCUGCAGAAGGAAGCAGCUGCUGUGCCAACCCCAGUGGAGAAACCAGCCAAGGACAGAACUCCACCAUCAGGGAGCCCUGAAUCCGCCGUGGUUUCAGGAUCAGCUUAUCAGCUUGGGAGGAGGAAACUGGUGAAGCCUCAGGAGGAUGGGAUGGGAAGCCCGGAGAAGGACCCUGCUGUGUCCCCAGGGAAAAAGGCAGCCCAGCCUCUGGAACGGAAAGCUAAAAACAAAUCCAAGGUGUGCCUGAAGCCUUUGGAUGGGAAAGCCACGUCCUCCCCCAGGCAGAGCCUGAAACGCAAGGCCACCGAGAGCCACCCCACUGCCGUGGUGGCCGUGAAGCCCCUCAGUGCCACCGGUGGGGACACCAAGGAGCCCUCAGCCAGGAAAGCAGCUGCGGCCGUGGCCCCUGCUUUGCCAGAGGACAGCCUGGUCUCCAUACCUCGGAGGGAAAAACCCCAAACCAGCCCGGAGCUCCACAUCGGGAGCCAGGCAGACUCCCUGGCGCAGUCAGAGGUCUCCAGCUCAACUUCAGCCCCCUCGGAAGUGCCGGUGAAGAUGCGCCGGCUGAGCUCCACGGGCUCUGCCAAAGCACCUCUGUCUGUGGAGGACGACUUUGAGAAGCUCAUUUGGGAAAUCUCAGGAGGCAAACUGGAAGCAGAGAUUGACCUGGACCCAGGGAAGGAUGAGGAUGACCUCCUCCUGGAACUUUCGGAGAUGAUUGACAGCUGAACUGCAGUGUCUUAAAAAAAAAAAAAGAAAAAAAAACAACACCAAAAAAAAUAUCCAUAACCCUCCUCCCCCCCUACACAACCCCCAAACCUGUAUAUUUUGUUGGAUACAUGGAGGUGAUCCUUUCCUAGCUGAGGCUGAAGGCACAGUUGGAUGGGUAGGAUUAGGCAGGAUCUGCACUCAGUUGUCCUGAAUUUCCCCGGGACUGUCUGUGGCUCCUUCCACACGGAGAGGACAAAGCACUUGUGUUUUUUUUGGGGGGGGACACAGAGAUCCCAUCUCCAGACUGUGGUGGUUGUGAACUGAUCUGCUCGUUCUGUGACGCUCCAAAGGCUUCAAACAAAAGCUUCCACCUUCCCCCCCUCCCUGGCACAACCCAACGUUCUGCACAUUUCAGCGCUUCGUGUUCGGACCCCGUGGACAGUUGGUACCCAAAGCCUGGAGUUACUAUGUCAACUCUUGAGUUUUACUGCUGUACGCUGUCAUUUUGACUUUAAUUAGGGGAAUUAAUGACAAUGCUGGGGGGGGGGGAGGGAGGGAGCAGAUUAAUUAGUAUUUCGGACCAAACACGCUGCCAAGGGCGGUGGCUGGGGUGUGUCCAUCCAGCCUUACUUUGAAUUAUCAGGGUGCUUUUUCCUAAUGGGAACGGGAUCCUGGGGUGGGCAGCCAGGAUUCCUCUCCUUGUCUGCAGUGAAUUGGGAAAGGAAGAAUUGGUUUAAGUGCCUCUUGGUUCCAAGGAUUGCUCCCCUGAGCUGCCGACCCUUCAUCCUGCUGAAGGAAUUCCUCACGCCGUGAUGUCCGCCAGCAUCCGUCUCACGUGCCCAUGGAAUGACUCUGGGAGAGAGGAAGAGGGCAUGGAAGGUUUCCUCCUCCUCUAUCAGCCCAGGGAGGUGGGAUUUUGGUGUAUACCAUGGUUUCUGUAAAUAUUUUAUUCUUCCAUUUUAUAUUUGUAUUCUAUUUAAGGUAUUAAACGUAGGCUGGUCA
Molecule: messenger RNA, 4338 nt
Organism: Empidonax traillii (willow flycatcher)
Lineage: Eukaryota; Metazoa; Chordata; Aves; Passeriformes; Tyrannidae
Gene: ZC3H11A
Product: zinc finger CCCH-type containing 11A
Exons: 18
Coding region: 922-3354 (810 amino acids)
Molecular function (GO): metal ion binding
Source: RefSeq, a predicted model, not a curated record